AUGCGGGAAUUAAUUUUUCUAGGAUUGUUUGUCGCUGUGUUUAGUCAGAAUUAUGAAUUGAAUAUUAUACAUUACAACGACUUCCAUGCCAGGUUUAUGGAAAUCAGUCCCACCGGUGGUUCUUGUAGACCAGCUGUAGCGCCUUGUAUUGGGGGAUUUGGCCGCUUAGCAACAAGGAUUAAAGAACUAGUUGCAGAUGAACCGAAUUCGCUAGUCCUAAACGGUGGUGACAGCUUCCAAGGAACUAUAUGGUACAUCUUAAUGAAGUGGAAUGUCACGCAAGACUUUAUGAAUAUGAUUUACCAUGAUGCACACGUACUAGGUAAUCAUGAGUUUGACCAUGGAUUACCAGAUUUAGUGCCGUACCUUCAACAUUUAAACCACGAAGUAGUUGCUGCAAAUAUCUUAGCUGACGAAGAACCGUCUAUUCAAGGCUUAUACAAACCAAGCAUAGUUGUGGAAAAGAAUGGAAGAAGAAUUGGUAUUAUUGGCGUUAUUAUAGCAAAUACUAAUGAGUUAGCUAUGACUGGAAAACUAAAGUUCACAGAUGAAGUAGAAGCAGUAAAGGCAGAAGCAGAAAAGUUAACUCAGCAGGGCGUUGAUAUUAUUGUAGUUCUAUCACAUUGCGGUAUUCAAAUCGAUCAAGAGAUAGCCCGUCGUGCUGGACCUGACAUUGAUAUAAUUGUUGGAGGACAUAGUCACACGCUGCUGUACAAUGGGACCCCACCAGAAAACACUACAUUUAAUCCAUACGGACCUUAUCCUCUUGUAGUUGAAAAUGAUUCGGGGAAAGUUUUGAUUGUACAAGCAGCCGCGCACACAGAGUUUCUUGGAGAGAUUAGAUUAGUUUUCGAUGAAGCCGGUCGUCUUCUUGACUGGAAUGGGCACCCACAUUACCUUGGAAAUGAUGUCGCACAGGAUGCGGAGGUGAUGGAGAAAAUCAAUCAGUAUUUGCCAAGAAUAAACGAAUUAGCUCGAAGGAAGGUCGGUGAAUCGAAAGUACAUCUGUCUUCGGACUGUCGCUGCGGCGAAUGUAAUCUGGGGAACCUGAUUUGUGAUGCCUUUAUGCAUGCAGCGCUGGAUAGAGCUUCAGGUGACAGAUGGCAUUACGCACACUUCUGCGCGAUGAACAGAGGAGCUAUUCGAGCUGAUAUCUCCGAUGGAGACAUUUCCUUUGAGUCCAUGCUGGUAUCAAUGCCGUUUGAGAAUACUGUCCAAGUAUUCGAUUUGCGGGGAGAUCACAUACUUGAAAUGCUGGAGUACAGCGUAGCUAACCAACCUUGGCCUGGCGCAAGGAUGUUGCAGUUUUCCGGUCUACGCGUAAGUUUCGACGGGUCGAGACCGAGAAACGAACGUGUUCUAAACGUAACUGUCCGCUGCAUUGAAUGCGAAGUGCCCCGGUAUGAACCCCUGGAACCAACCAAGACGUAUAAAGUUAUAUCGCAAAACUUCUUGGCAGACGGAGGGGAUGCAUUUACUAUGGUAUCACAGAAUCGGGGUCCCAGUGAAGUAAUAGGAGUGGAUAGCGAUGUAUUCAUGAGAUAUCUGGAGAGAGAAUUACCUGUUAUUAGAGAUUUGGAUGGCCGAGUACAAAUAACGGAUCCGUGCAGAAACGAAUAG
This is a messenger RNA of Leptosia nina, 1620 nucleotides long. Lineage: Eukaryota; Metazoa; Arthropoda; Insecta; Lepidoptera; Pieridae. The record is from the annotation of a GenBank genome assembly.